CUGACACGUCCCUUGCCCUGGACAGGGCUGCUGCUGCAGGAGGUGACCAUGGCAGGGCUGCAUGAGCUGCGCUUCACCGAGGAGAAGCCGCUGCUGCGGGGCCAGGACACUGAGCUGGAGAACUCGGAUGUCUUCCUCUUCACUGUGGACACGGACUGGAAGGAACAUGACAUCGAGACCCCCUACGGGCUCCUGCAUGUGGUCAUCCGGGGCUCACCCAAGGGGAAUCGCCCGGCCAUCCUGACGUACCAUGAUGUGGGCCUCAACCACAAGCUUUGCUUCAACACGUUCUUCAACUAUGAGGACAUGCAGGAGAUCACGAAGCACUUUGUGGUGUGCCACGUGGAUGCGCCGGGCCAGCAGGCAGGAGCCUCGCAGUUCCCUCAGGGGUACCAGUACCCAUCCAUGGACCAGCUGGCUGCCAUGCUACCCAGCGUGGUGCAGCAUUUCGGGUUCAAGUAUGUGAUUGGGAUCGGUGUUGGGGCAGGAGCCUACGUGCUGGCCAAGUUUGCGCUCAUCUUUCCUGACCUGGUUGAAGGACUGGUUCUCAUGAACAUCGACCCCAACGGCAAAGGCUGGAUUGACUGGGCAGCUGCAAAGCUCUCUGGCCUCACCAGCACACUGCCAGACCCCAUCCUGUCCCACUUGUUCAGCCAGGAAGAGCUGGUGAACAACACGGAGCUGGUGCAGAGUUACCGGCAGCAGAUUGGCAGUGUGGUGAACCAGUUCAACCUCCAGCUCUUCCUCAACAUGUACAAUAGCCGCAGGGACCUGGACAUCAACCGGCCUGGGACCGUGCCCAACGCCAAGACACUGCGCUGCCCCGUGAUGUUGGUGGUGGGAGACAAUGCGCCUGCUGAAGAGGGGGUGGUGGAGUGUAACUCCAAGCUGGAUCCCACCAUCACCACCUUCCUGAAGAUGGCUGACUCCGGUGGGCUGCCCCAGGUCACACAG
Messenger RNA from Pterocles gutturalis (yellow-throated sandgrouse), 954 nucleotides. It is a transcript of the gene NDRG4, whose product is annotated as NDRG family member 4. NCBI's taxonomy places the organism in Eukaryota, Metazoa, Chordata, Aves, Pterocliformes, Pteroclidae. The record is from RefSeq and is a predicted model, not a curated record. Gene Ontology annotation, biological process: brain development; positive regulation of ERK1 and ERK2 cascade; signal transduction. Gene Ontology annotation, cellular component: cytoplasm. The annotation marks the transcript as partial. The transcript has 13 exons.